AUGGGUUACGAGAACAAGGUCAACCUGGAGGGCACGGCUGUGGAGCGUCACCCUGCGAUUGCUGAUGACAGCUACCUGAACUCUGUGCAGAGUACAGCCCCUCUCUCCUGUUCCGAGGGUUUCACUGAACUGGGCUACUACAAUGGUACCGUGUCCCAGACAGAUUCCGGCUCUCCCUGUCUGAAGUGGACCGAGUUCCCAGACUACGUACAGCAGUAUCCGGGGCGGGGUCUGGGCGAACACAGCUACUGCCGGAACCCGGACCGAGAGUCCAACCCCUGGUGCUUUUUCAGACAGAGCUCCGGAGCCAUCGGCUGGGCUUACUGCGACUGCCAUCAGGGUGCAGCCCGUCUGGUGGGCGGCCCAUCUCCCCAAAGUGGGCGAGUGGAGGUGUAUCUGAACGGCCAGUGGGGUUCUGUGUGCGACACACACUGGACCGACCGAGACGCCAGCACGGUGUGUCGUCAGCUCGGCCAGGGUGAGAUCGGCACAGCUCUGCGUAACGCUCCCUUUGGCCCUGGCUCCGGCCUCUUCCAUUAUGAACGCCUUGGUUGCCGUGGCGAUGAGAGAUCCCUCCUGCAGUGCAGGAGCAGGAAGUUUGUCACCGGUAACUGUAACCAUGGAAACGAGGCGGCAUUGUUGUGUGCACCACCUGAAGGCAACGGGCCCCCGCUGAGGCUGGUCGGGGGGGAGGAGGAUUUCGAGGGACGAGUGGAGGUGUUUCGUGACGGCCGCUGGGGGACGGUGUGUGACGACCAGUGGGACAAUAUGGAUGCUGAGGUUGUCUGUAGACAACUGGGACUAGGUGGUGUCCCUAAAGCGUGGUCCUGGGCCCACUUUGGUCAGGGCAUGGGCCCCAUUCUGCUGGAUGCUGUACAGUGUUCGGGGAAUGAGCUGUCUCUGGAGGAGUGUCCACACAGCGACUGGGAGCAGCAUAACUGUGACCAUAUGGAGGACGCUGGAGUCUCCUGUAACCCUUACACAGAUGGUGUAGUGAGGCUGGUGGAUGGGGAUAACCCAUGGGAAGGUCGGUUGGAGGUGUAUCACUCUGGUGACUGGGGUUCUGUGUGUGACGAUAACUGGACUGACCUCCACGCCCAGGUCGUGUGUCGACAGCUUGGAUUCAGGGGGCACGCGGAGGUGGCCCCCGCCGGUACGUUUGGGGAGGGGGCAGGACUGAUCCUGCUGGACGAUGUGGAGUGUGUGGGCACUGAAGACUCCCUGCUGGAGUGUAAACACGGUGUGUGGGGGAGACACGACUGCUCACACAGUGAAGACGUGGGGAUACGCUGCCACAGAAUGGAGAACAACCAGAUCCCAGAGGUCCCUGUUACCACAGGAGUGAUGGUGCGGCUGGUGGCGGGGGAGAACAGAAAGGAGGGGAGGGUGGAGGUGUUUGUGAACGGAGAGUGGGGAAGCAUCUGUGACCAUGGCUGGAAUGACGUCAACGCCGCGGUGGUCUGUAGGCAGCUGGGAUACACCGGUGUCUCUAAGGCUCGGUCCAUGAGUUACUUUGGGCCGGGGAAAGGACCCAUCCAUUUGGCCAGCGUCAGGUGCACGGGGAAGGAGGCGUCUCUGGGAGAGUGUCCCGCCAAGGGCCAGGACAGCCAGGUGUGUAAGCACGGACAGGACGCUGGCGUGGUGUGCGACUACGUACCCGAGCCUGCGGAAGACGUCGCCGUGGUGGGCACACACACCUGCGGCCUGAGGGCGGGCGCAGAGCGACGCAGCAAACGGAUCGUCGGAGGAUAUAAAUCUGUCAGAGGGGACUGGCCCUGGCAGGCAUCCCUGUGGUUGAAGUCUCAGUCCAGGGGGAAACAGCCUCUGUGUGGAGCCACUCUCAUCAACUCCUGCUGGCUCCUGACUGCCGCCCAUUGCUUCAAACGGUAUGGCAGUGAACCGGGGCGGUACGAGGUGCGUCUGGGCGACUAUCACACGGAGGAGAGGGAUGAGUUUGAGCGAGUCUUGUCCCCCGAACGCAUCGUCGUUCAUAAGAAGUACAGCAGUGAGAGCUGGGAGCAUGACGUGGCUUUGAUUCGUCUGCGGGGGUCAGAGGGCAAAUGCGUGAGCUUUAACCCCCACACCAACGCCGCGUGCCUGCCUGCCCCGGGCAGCAAGUGGGGAAAAAGGCCGGCGUCCUGUGUCAUCACUGGCUGGGGCGUUUCAGACUCAGAGCACCCUCAGACACUCUUGCAGGCCUGGGUUCCUCUCCUCCCGUCCUGGCAGUGUAGGAAACGGUACGGGGAGCGUUUCUCCAGUCACUCCAUGCUGUGCGCUGGGAGCAUGACCUCUGACCUGCCUCACGGCGACACCUGCCAGGGUGACAGCGGGGGGCCGCUGGUGUGUCAGGGCGAGGGCGGGCGCUGGGUACUCACGGGGGUCGUGUCCUGGGGUUACGGCUGCGGUGACCCCUCCUACCCCGGCGUGUACGCGCGGGUCAGUCGUUUCCUGCCCUGGAUUGAACAGAUGACACACAGUACCGCCCCCAUCCAGCACUGA
Chanos chanos (milkfish) is the source of this 2499-nucleotide messenger RNA. Its product is annotated as neurotrypsin. Gene Ontology annotation, biological process: proteolysis. Lineage: Eukaryota; Metazoa; Chordata; Actinopteri; Gonorynchiformes; Chanidae. Bases 1 to 2499 code for a protein of 832 amino acids. The transcript is spliced from 14 exons. Gene Ontology annotation, cellular component: membrane. Gene Ontology annotation, molecular function: serine-type endopeptidase activity. The record is from RefSeq and is a predicted model, not a curated record.